UUAUUAUCUAGACUUUUAUCAACAUCGUCGUCUUCGUUCUUUCCAACUAAAUUCUCGUACGUUCCACCCCUCAAACCUAGUCUCUCCUUCACACACACACCGCUUCCCGAAACAAUGGCGGACGCCCAACAGUCACCUGCUCCCGCCGGCGAUACGAACCCUAUUGUUGCUUUCUUCUCCAACUUCCUCAAAAUCUUCAAUCUCCCCUUCCCUUUUCCUCCUCCUGCUCCCAAAACCGAGUCAGUUGACUCCUCUGUUGAUACUUCCAACGCCACCAAAGCCAGCCCUGUCUCCGGCGAAGUUGCGGCCCAGAAUAAGAAACCCUCAGUUGUCCGAUUCCCUCAACCUCCUCAGGAAGAGUCGUUCCCUUCUUUGAAAGUUGAAGGUGACGAGGUUCAAGAAACUAGCCCCUCCACUCUUUGGCAGGUUUAUGCACUUGGUGGUUUCUUGGUCUUGAGCUGGGCAUGGAAAAGAUGGAAUGAACGGAAAGGAAGCAAGAAGUCACCAGAAGAAGAUCCUCCUGCUCCUGAAUAGCUUGUUGAUUAGUGAUUACCCAUCCCAACUAUUAUGUAGAAAGUUAUGGAAACCACUUUCAAACGUAUUUGCUAUUAAAUUAUUUCUUUGGAGUUUGCGCUGUAAAGAAUGAAACGGAGAUCUAAUAGUUUAAAAGUCUUUAUUGCUUUCAACUUGCCAUCUGUGGCCCUGAUUUUGUCUCUUUUUUUUAAUUUAUUUUUUUACUUUCACUGCUUUGAUUUGAGCUUCACUUCAAUUCGCAUGCUGGCCUUUGAUUGUGUUCAAAGUGAAUCUGCGGCUUUUAUUUUUUAUUUUGUCCCAGUGGCGCGGUUCUCUGUUUCUUUACUGCAAUAAUACUCUUUAUUCCCGGAAGCACUCCUGUUCGGCAGUGAAGCUGCUUGAGUGGGAAGGGAGGGAUGGAAGAUUUGUAAAGUUGUCAUUACUGAUGGAGUUCAGAACAGGAAAGAUUGUGCAAUACUAUUUUACAGGUCA
Oldenlandia corymbosa var. corymbosa is the source of this 1005-nucleotide messenger RNA. Lineage: Eukaryota; Viridiplantae; Streptophyta; Magnoliopsida; Gentianales; Rubiaceae. The record is from the annotation of a GenBank genome assembly.